Molecule: messenger RNA, 1153 nt
Organism: Abrus precatorius (Indian licorice)
Lineage: Eukaryota; Viridiplantae; Streptophyta; Magnoliopsida; Fabales; Fabaceae
Product: protein DCL homolog, chloroplastic
Exons: 3
Coding region: 23-403 (126 amino acids)
Biological process (GO): chloroplast organization; chloroplast rRNA processing
Cellular component (GO): chloroplast
Source: RefSeq, a predicted model, not a curated record
ACAGUUCAGCACACGAGCAGCAAUGGCAGCUAGGCAUUUUCUGCUUAAUCGCUUUCGGAUACACAGCUUCCAACGCUUCACCGUUUCGCCGCCUCAGGGGCACCGGUUAUGGUGCAGUGUCACGCCAUCAUCGGAAGAAGCAAGCAAGAAAGCUAGUGGCGGAACCCACCUCAAUGUCGAGGACGAUGACCCCGAAAUGAAGGUUCAAGAAGAGGAGAUCGUGAAGGACAUUCAACCAAUCCUCAUGCUAACUAGGAAGAUUCUUCACUCACCAGGGUACUUGUCUGGGGAACAUUUGACAAUGGAGGAUGAAAGAGCUGUAUUUGAGAAGCUUCUCGUUUACCAUCCACAUUUUGAAGAUAAGAUCGGGUGCGGUUUGGCAUCUAUUAUGGUUUACAUUUGACACCAAGACUAUUAAAGUAUCAUUUACGUGAACCAAUCUUGUUUUUCCCCAAAGUUGGCAGUAAGUGCAGCCGGUGUAACUUUAUUUUCUUGUAGGUUGAUCAUCAUCCCCUAUAUCAAAACUCAAGGUGCCUUUUCGUCAUAAGAACUGAUGGUAGCUGGAUUGACUUCUCCUAUAAGAUGUGCCUUCGGGAAUACAUUAGAGAUAAGUACCAAAAAGAUGCAGAAAAGUUUAUUGAAAGGUUGUGGAAACCAGGGUUUAUUCAAAAUCUUUAUGAGCAUUUGGAUCAUUGAGAUGUAUGUAUUGGAACUAUUGUGACUACUUUUAAUCCUGUGUUUUUUCCUCUUCUUGUCCUCGUCACCCCCCACCCCCCAAUGUUUUUAAUGGUAGUAGAUAACAAUUGCUUGGGAUAUCUAGCUUAUUUGUGAAGGCAACUUAGAAAAUCAUUGAAGUUAACUUCAGUUUGUUGACUUUUUAAUACUAUGGGCUGUAGAACUUCAUGAUUAGGUUUAAUUACAGACAAUGAGGAAUGGUAUUUGUAGACUGACCUGCCUUUGUCAUAGUUGAAAAUUUACUAGUAUUCAGCCUCCUCUUGCAUCAUUUUUUAAAUACUGCACCAUGUUUUGCACUAAAUGUUGAACUGUGUGGAUUCAUUCCCUGACAAUUAAUGGAACUAUGGAAGAGGUAAAGAAUGAUGCUACCUACAGACAUUUCUACACAUAUCAUCUUAGAUUUGGAUAAUAUCCACUU